CAUUAAAAAAAAUGAUAAAUUAUAAGAAUAUAAAUAGUACAAUAUCGAAACUUAUAUUCAAUACAUUUUACUUAAAUUCAUCUUUUUAAUAAAUGUGUUAUGAUUUUUUUAUUUAAACAAGUUUUUAUUUUAAGUAUAUUAAAAAUGCGAAUUUGAAAAUCUACAAUUCGCACUAGACUUUCUGCACUGUCAACGUGUUUCAAAAAGCAGUUUAAAAUAAGUUCAAAAAAAAAUAUUGAUUUUACACCGACUGUUAUGAUGUCAUGCUUCCUUAGUUACGAAUACGAAGUAAAUAGAAUCAACAAUCUGAUACAAAUUCGAGGCACAAGCCUUUCGUGAUCUUAGGAAGUUUCUUAUAAAGAUCCGCACAAUUUUGCAAUGAACACCUCGACAGCGAGCAACGCUUUAGCUCCACCUCCUGAUAAUGCUAACAAUAUGGAACAAUCGGAGACCAAAAUCAUGAAAAAGUUAUGGGUAGAUACAAAGUCUUUGAACGUGCCAAAUGUUCUGGAUCCAGAUGACUCCUUGAUGAAAAAAUUUCAAGAUGCUCUGCGGGAGCAUCUUAUUCGCGUUGACAAUAAAUUAAACACCGAAAUAUUAGAGCUUGAGGCUAAUAUAAAAGCUAUGGAGCAAGAACGUGAAGAGGAAUGUUUACAGUUAUAUAAUGCGCAACAAGAAAUAGCACAGCAGCAAAUGACAAUUGAGAAGUAUCAAAGCAUGAUAGCAAAUUUGAUUUCAUUGCGUGAGGAAAAAGAGACGCAAAUAAGGAAUGCGAAAGAUGUCCACAAGGCUACUCAUACUAAAUUGUUCGAUGAGAAAAAAAGGGAGGAGAAUCUCGCGCGCGAAUUGGAACAGCUCACAGCUUUGCAAGCGCAAUUCUCGGAGUGGCAAACAGAGCUGGAAAAUAGUCUAAUUAUCUCUAAGCAGAUGUCAAAGAAAGAUAAGGCAAUUCAACGAGAGCUGAUUACUCAGAAACAGCUGAAAGACUGCAUAAUAUAUAAACUCAUGGAGGAAGUAUGGAGAAUUAAGAACGAGAUCGCCAAUCUGGAUAUUCAACUGCAGUUGAAAAAUAAAGAGAAGAUUGAGAUAAAUCAGAUGAUCGCCGACGUUAAUGCUGAUCUAGAAGCGUUGCAUAAGCAGCACAUGAAUUUAUGUAAUGCUUGGAAUUCGGUUGUUCUGAAUAUCACCAAGAGGAAUAAAGUUUACGAGCAAUUAAACGCGGAACGUGAAAAAAUAUGCGAAUCAUUCAAUACGUUACACACGGAAAUAGAAAAAUUAAAGAAAGAAACUCAGAAGGAAGCAGAAAACAAUGAGAAUUUGACCUCAUUCUAUACACGAAUAGAAGACAAUAUACAGAUCAGUACAAAAUUGAUGGAAAUGGGAAAUGAUAAACUCAAUCAUUUCGAAUCUGAAUUAGUUAAAAUAGCAAAAUUUAGUGAACAAGAGCAACGUGAAUUUGAUCUAAUUAAUAAUGAAUGGCAAUAUUUGCUACAUGAAGAAGAGGAAACUCAUAAAGAAUUUAGAAAAUAUCUGAAUAAGCAAAACGAGUUGGAAAAUACAAUAUAUAGCAAACUAGAAGAAAAAGUUGCGCAUAACAAAGCGGCGCACUAUUUAAAUAAAUUAUUAUUAGAUUCUAAAGAGACAAUACAGGAACAAGAAUUGUUAUUGGUAGAAACCGAAAAUUCAUACGGCAAGAAAUUAUUGGAAUUGGAACAACUCAAUUCGUAUAAAUCUCAUGAGAAAAUAGAAUUAGAAGAAUUCUUACGGAGUAAUGAUAAAAAGGAAAAAGAGAUAGAUGAGAUUCAAAAAGAGAUUAAGAAACAUAAUGUUGCAAUUGAAAGAAAACAAGUAAAACUCAUCGGCUUGAACAAAAUCAUCGAAGAGAUAUUAUCACACAGGGACGGUGAAGAACUUAAUCCACUUGACAUGAAAAUAAAAACCUUGGAAAAGAAUAUAGAAGAAGUUCAGCAAAAUAAUCAAAAAGCACAGCAAUUAUGGAUUCGCCAAGAAGGAUAUAUGAUUACACUGAGCCAACAAAAGGAUUUACAAUUACAAGAACUUAAUCUUCUUAAUAAAGAAAUUAUGAUUAUGGAACAAAAGAAUUUGAAGUUAGAGCAUGCUUUGGAAAUGCUUAAUAAAGAAGAAUCGAACAUGGAAAGAACAUUAAAUCUACUGCAACAAAGAAUGGUACAAAUGAAUACACAAUUAAUCAUACAAAAAGGAUUAAAGGAGGAGUUGGAAGACAAAAAUUCUAUUACAAAAACCGAAGGGAUACAAUCUCUUGAGGAUGCAGAAUUAAAUUUAAUAAAGCUACGAAGUGAUUUAAAACAAUUAUAUGAAGAAAAGGCAUUUCUGAAGGAUGAUCUAGAUGCGGUACAACAAGAAAGUUUAUCAUGGGAGAAGAAAGUACAGUUAUUGCAAGAAACGAUGAAAAUGAGAGAUGAACGUAGCAGCGAUGGCGAUAUCACAGCGAUGAAAAGUGAAAUUCAUAAAAUGGAAAUGCGCUUAUCACAUUUGCGUAGGGCGCAAGAAAAAUUGAUCCAAGACAUGGAGUUUUGUGUUGCGCGGAGAGAUAUUAUAUUAGACAAAGUUAUGGGCAAAUUUAAAAAUCCCAAAGGGCAACACAAUCAGAAAGUUAUAUUCUGUAAACGUCUUGCCGAUCAAAAAUUAAAAAUAAAACAAAUCGUGAAGGAAACAAAAAAAAUUGAGAACAGAAUUUUGGAACUGGAAAAUAAAAUGAAAGAUGCAGUAGACAAAUGCAACGAAUCGCGGACAGCAUUGAAAAUAAUAGAAGACGAUGUCCCAAACAUAGAACAAGAGAUUAUACAAGCGGAAGCUAUUAAAUAUCACAAUUUGCAAGCGUUAGUUUUUAAACAACGAAAAGCCAAGAUGCUACAAGAUAUUAAAAAGGGCCAAUACAAGAUGCUAUUUAAGAAUGAAACUACGCUAAAUGAAGAAUUCCAAAACGAACAGAUUCUUCGUGAUUAUUUGAAACAUGUAAUGGAACGUACGAGUCAAGAUUUUCCUUUAUUGAAAAAUAAUAUUCAAAAAAUACUAUUAACAUUAAAAAUAGUAUGAAAUCCCAACAC
Molecule: messenger RNA, 3089 nt
Organism: Pogonomyrmex barbatus (red harvester ant)
Lineage: Eukaryota; Metazoa; Arthropoda; Insecta; Hymenoptera; Formicidae
Gene: l(2)41Ab
Product: lethal (2) 41Ab
Biological process (GO): axoneme assembly
Cellular component (GO): cytoplasm
Source: RefSeq, a predicted model, not a curated record